AUGAAGGUGGCCGUGUACCAGCGGCACGAGGACCUCGGCAAACAUCUGCGCCUCCACCACCAUGGCGCUAGCAGAAGGUGGGUCUGCGGUGUAUGCUUCUUCACCGACGACAGUGCUUACGCGCUGAAGAAGGUGAGGAAGCAUCACGCGGACUCCCAUGCAAAUAAUGCAGUGCCUCGUGCCGCGGGUGCACGGACAUCUGCCCCCGCGGGAAGGGUUAGCGGCGGUGCACCCCCGGCUGGGGGGGAUUUAGCCGAGGAGCGAUCCUAUACUGACGUGGCCUUGCCUGAGACGACGCAGAGGCUCUCUCCGUCCCCGUUAGCAACGGCAGCUCCCACCACGCGUGGAGGCGCGCUCACGCGCGCUACUAAAUCUAGCAUAACCAACUCCCGGACCACGGUGGCUGCCAAAACAAAGACUGCGCCGAAAAAGAAGCCCACGAUCACUGCUUCGGUGACGGGGAGAAAUCUUUUGACGGGCUGGGCGCUCAAGAAAUCUGCGACUACGACAGCGACAGCGACAACGACGAUCACGAGGAAGAGCGGGACGCCGUCCAGCCCCGCCGAUGGACGACCUCCACCCGCGGGGAGUCCCGCCACCCCGCCGACCAUUGACCUUACCACACCACCAGCGGGGACCGGCGCCGCAAAAAGGACCAGUGGCGGGCCAGUGUCAAUGAGGAGGCCAAGUGGGGGGGUAACUUCCACCCUAACCCCCCCAACAAAAGAGAAGGAGAAGAGCCCGGGUAUGAAGAAAAGGAGCACCCGGGCCUCAACGGAGCCUCCUCAACCUGGCCCGCCCCAACGAACCAUCACCGCCACAAGAAAGGUGACCCCCGCCGUCACGUAUGCAGAAGUGACCAGGGGCACGUCGCCGUCACAACAACCAUGA
This is a messenger RNA of Osmia bicornis bicornis, 891 nucleotides long. It is a transcript of the gene nol, whose product is annotated as nascent polypeptide-associated complex subunit alpha, muscle-specific form. Bases 1 to 891 code for a protein of 296 amino acids. The transcript has a single exon. The record is from RefSeq and is a predicted model, not a curated record. NCBI's taxonomy places the organism in Eukaryota, Metazoa, Arthropoda, Insecta, Hymenoptera, Megachilidae.